Jaculus jaculus (lesser Egyptian jerboa) is the source of this 4836-nucleotide messenger RNA. It is a transcript of the gene Ccdc88b, whose product is annotated as coiled-coil domain containing 88B. Gene Ontology annotation, cellular component: centrosome; cytoplasm. The transcript has 27 exons. Lineage: Eukaryota; Metazoa; Chordata; Mammalia; Rodentia; Dipodidae. Gene Ontology annotation, molecular function: microtubule binding; dynein light intermediate chain binding. The coding region runs from base 1 to 4422 and encodes 1473 amino acids. Gene Ontology annotation, biological process: cytoskeleton-dependent intracellular transport; cytoplasmic microtubule organization. The record is from RefSeq and is a predicted model, not a curated record.
AUGGAGGGGGGCAGGGGACCCAGACUCGGAGACUUCCUGAAUGGGAGCCUGGCAACCUGGGCUCUGGGAUUGGCAGGGCUGGUGGGGGAGGUGGAGGAGCCAGUAGGAACAGAGGAAGAGGAGGGAGAGGAGGAAGAAGGGCCCCUUUGCUCCCAGAAGAGGUUCCUGCGGUUGAGCGAUGGGGCCCUGCUCCUCCAAGUGCUGGACAUCAUUGUUCCCAGUUCCCGAGGGGGACCUCGCAUGGUCAUGGGCCGUGACAGCCCCGCAGCCUGGCGGGUGUGCAACCUGAAUCAUCUAUGGGGCCGACUGAGAGACUUCUACCAGGAGGAACUGCAGCUGCUGAUCCUGUCGCCACCCCCAGACCUCCAGACCUUGGGGUUUGACCCCCUUUCAGAGGAGGCGGUGGAGGAGUUGGAAAGCCUCCUUCGGCUGUUGUUGGGCGCCUCAGUGCAGUGUGGGCACAGGGAACUCUUCAUUCGCCACAUCCAAGGCCUUAGCCUUGAUGUCCAAAGUGAACUGGCCGCUGCCAUCCAGGAGGUGACCCAGCCUGGUGCAGGUGUGGUGCUGGCGCAGGCUGGGCCAGAGCCUGGAGAGCUGGGGACUUCGGAACUGGAGAUGCUGUCCAGGAGCCUGAUGGGGACACUGUCAAGGCUCCUCCGCGAGCGUGACCUGGGGGCGCAGAGGGUGGCUGAACUGCUCUUGGAGAGGGAGCUGGCCCCGUUGCCGCAGCAGCAGCAGCUGGAGGCUCCUGCGGAGGGUCCCUCGCAUCAUCUGGCGCUGCAGCUGGCCAAUGCCAAGGCUCAACUGCGGCGCCUGCGGCAGGAGCUGGAGGAGAAAGCUGAGCUGCUGCUGGACUCCCAGGCCGAGGUGCAGGGCUUGGAGACGGACAUUCGAAGGCUCCGCCAGGAGGUCCAGGCGCUGUCGGGACCAGCUAAGCGGGCCGAGCUGUACCGCGAGGAGGCUGAUGCGCUGCGAGAGAGGGUCAGCCGCCUGCCCCGCCUGCAGGAGGAGCUGCGGCGCUGUCGCGAGAGGCUGCAGGUGGCCGAGGCCUACAAGGGCCAGCUGGAGGAGGAGCGCGUGCUCUCAGGGGCCCUGGAGGCUUCCAAGGUGCUGUUGGAAGAGCAGCUGGAGGCUGCCCGAGAGCGCACAGCCCGGCUGCACGAGACCCAGCGUGAGAGCCUGCUGCUGCGGGCAAGGCUGGGCGAGGCCCAUGCGGAGCUGGACUCUCUGCGGCAUCAGGUAGAGCAGUUGGUGGAGGAGAAUGUGGAGCUGGAGCUGGAGCUGCGGAGGAGCCAGGAACCGCCCCCGGACUCCCCUGCAGAGGCCCCUUUACCAGGAGCAGUACCCUCGCUGCAGGAUGAGGUGAGGAAGGCGGAGGCUGGGCAGCUCCAGACCAUGGAACAAGAGAACCGGGAGCUUCGAAGCCUGCUGCAGGUGCUGCAGGGGCAGCUGGACAGCCAGAACUCCCUGCUGGAGGAGCCCAGUGAGGACUCAGCACCCCCUGUGCAUGAUGGGGCUCCCCGGACUCCCCUGCUUCCAGACUGCAGUCCCCAAUUCUUGGCUUGCCGGGUGGGGGAUGAUGGCUCGGAGACCCUGGAGUCUGAUACCAACAGGUCAUCUGAGUGUCUCCAGGCACCCGAUACACACCCAGAGCUGGUGGAGAGAUCCCUUCAAAUGGAUGCCCUGGACCCCCAGACCUCAGCCCUACCUCUGCAAGACUUAGACCCUGUUGUGGAGACACACGGGUCCCUGCAGAAGGCUAGCUACAGAGGCCGUCUCCAGGUCUCCACCUCCAUGGCCUCACCACAGGGUCCAGAGAUCAGAACUCAGGUGCAGCAAUUGCUGGGAGGAGAGACUGAGGGCAGGGAGACUCCCCAAAGGGAGUUGGGGCCCAAGACCCAAAUCCUGAGACAGGAGGGCCCUGAGCACAGGCCAGGACUCUCAGAGCUCAGCCACCUGGUGCCCCUGGAGGAACCGGAGACCCUUGGCCAGAGGCUGGACUUGUCUAAGCAACAGACAGAGGCCAGAGGGCAUGAACAGAGGCCAGAGGGUAUGGGUAAACAGGCCCUGCAGAAACCACAGCCUGAGUCAGAAGGAGCUCCUGAUGCCCAGAAUUGGAAAGAGCCAAUCCCGAUCCCAAGGGAAACCCUGGCCAGCCCUGUUGCAGAGGAGCAGGUCCUCAGAGAGGAGGUGGCACAGCUGAGGAGAGAGGUGGUGGCCCUUGGUGCUGAGUUGGAAGCCCAGGCCCGAAGGCUGGAAGCUCGAGGUGCAGAGGCUGCCCGCCUUUCCGAGGAGUUGGCCCAAGCACGGAGGGCAGAGGCCCAGGCCCACCAGGAAGCAGAAGCCCAGGCGCAGGAGCAGGCUCGACUGCGAGAAGCAGUGGACACAGCUGGCCGGGAGCUGGAGGCCGCAUCGCGGGAGCGGGAUGCCCUGGCGGAGGCGCUGGCAGCAGCAGGCCGGGAGCGGAGGCAGUGGGAACGUGAGGGGCCCAGGUUACGAGCCCAGGUGGAGGCUGCUGAGCAGCGGGUGCAGGUCCUGGAGGGCGAGGUCUGCAGUCACCAGGACAAGGCCGAGAGGGAGCAUCAGGAGAAGCAAGCCCUCAGGGAGGAGCUGGAAAAGGCAGUGGUGCGGGGCAAGGAGCUGGGGACCCGGCUGGAGCAUCUGCAGCGGGAGCUGGAACAGGCAGCCCUGGAGCGGCAGGAGUUCCUCCGAGAGCAGGAGAGUCAGCACCAGAGGUACCAGGGUCUGGAGCAGCGCCUGGAAGCUGAGCUGCAGGCAGCAGCAACCAGCAAGGAGGAAGCACUGAUGGAGCUCAAGACCCGAGCCCUGCAGCUGGAAGAGGAGCUGUUCCAGCUUCGUCAUGGCCCUGUGGGACUGGGAUCAGAGCGGCACAGUGAGCCUCAGACCACGGAGACCCAGAGCGGGCGGCUCAUUGAAGUGGAGCGGAGUAACGCGACCCUGGUGGCUGAGAAGGCGGCUUUGCAGGGGCAGCUGCACAACCUGGAGGGGCAGCUAGGGAGCCUGCAGGGCCGGGCGCAGGAGCUCCUGCUUCAGAGCCAGCGGGCGCAGGAGCACAGCAGCCGCCUCCAGGCUGAAAAGUCUAUGAUGGAGAUGCAGGGCCAGGAGCUACACAGGAAGCUGGGGGUGCUGGAGGAGGAAGUGAGGGCAGCCCGGCAGGCCCAGGAGGAGACCCGGGGGCAGCAGCAGGCUCUGCUUCAUGACCACGAGGCCCUCGCCCAGCUGCAGAGACGGCAGGAGACGGAGCUGGAGGGGCUGCUGGUGCGGCAUCGAGACCUCAAGGCCAAUAUGCGUGCGCUGGAGCUGGCCCACCGAGAGCUGCAGGGCCGGCAUGAGCAGCUGCAAGCCCAGCGGGCCAGCGUGGAGGCGCAGGAGGUCGCCCUGCUGGCAGAGCGUGAGCGCCUGAUGCAGGAUGGGCAUCGGCAGCGGGGCCUGGAGGAGGAGCUGCGGAGGCUGCAGAGCGAGCAUGACAGAGCUCAGAUGCUGCUGGCUGAGGUAUCCCGGGAGCGAGGGGAGCUGCAAGGCGAACGUGGGGAGCUGCGGGGCCGCCUGGCACGGCUGGAGCUGGAGCGGGCACAGCUGGAGAUGCAGAGCCAGCAGCUGCGUGAGUCCAACCAGCAGCUGGACCUGAGCGCUUGCCGGCUGACCACACAGUGUGAGCUACUGACCCAACUGCGCAGCGCCCAGGAGGAGGAGAACCGGCAGCUGCUGGCCGAAGUACAGGCCCUGAGCCGGGAGAACAGAGAGCUGCUGGAGCGCAGCCUGGAGAGCCGGGACCACCUGCAUAGGGAGCAGCGAGAGUACCUAGACCAGCUUAAUGCCCUGCGCCGUGAGAAGCAGAAGCUGGUCGAGAAGAUCAUGGACCAGUACCGGGUGCUGGAGCCUGGGCCUCUGCCCCGGACCAAGAAGGGCAGCUGGCUGGCAGACAAGGUGAAGAGGCUGAUUCGGCCCCGGCGGGAGGGAGGCCUCCAUGGGGGACCACGCCUGGGGGCCGAUGGGGCUGGCAGCACCGAGAGCCUGGGGGUUCCCCUGGAGACGGAGCUCCCCGAGGGCAGGGAGGCGGAUGGGACAGGGUCCCCGUUACCGGCACCCAUGCGCCGGGCCCAGAGCUCUCUCUGCCUGUGCGAAGAGACCCUGGCAGGUAGGCAGCGGCGGAAGCUCAGUUCGAGGUUCCCAGUGGGGCGAAGCUCUGAGUCAUUCAGCCCUGGGGACACUCCCCGGCAGCGGUUCCGACAGCGCCGACCAGGCCCUCUGGGAGCCCCCAGCAUCCACAGCAAAGGAUCUGGCGUGGAGUGGGACGGAUCUGUCGACACCCUCUCAGAACAUGAAGCAGAUGGCAAGGGAGAGGGCAUCCAGGAGCAGGAACCGGAGAGGCAACCCCUCACGCCCUCCCUCAGCCAGUGACAUGGGGACAGAGGGCCUGGCAGUGCAGUCUUCUCACCACCGCCACCUCUGGAGCAUCAGUGGGGCCCCCAGAGGGAGUCAGGGACCCCAAGGGGAGUCCUUGAACGAAGAGACCUUUGUCCCCAGGACCUCCACAGCCUGCACUGGGACCCUGAGAUGGAACUGUGACAGACUUGUGGACAGGUGGGAUGGCUAUCCUCAAAAGACGUCUUCUGGCCGGGGCUUUGGCUUCCCCACAUGGCCAUCAGUGAGGAGGCGAUCACUGGGAGAUCCCCCAGCUGAAGGAGGCUGGCAGGAACCGGCAAGAAAGCACCUUGCUGGGUCCACAUGGGGACCCAAGGCACAUUUCCAAGAGGCCUGGGCUGAUGUCUGAUCCUUAUUUGGGACAUGAGAAUAAAGGUGCAACCUAUUGAA